Scylla paramamosain (green mud crab) is the source of this 1397-nucleotide messenger RNA. RefSeq lists its product as uncharacterized. The record is from RefSeq and is a predicted model, not a curated record. The coding region runs from base 124 to 858 and encodes 244 amino acids. The transcript is spliced from 6 exons. Lineage: Eukaryota; Metazoa; Arthropoda; Malacostraca; Decapoda; Portunidae.
UAUUGACAUUGAUGUCAGUGGCGAAUGUGGCAACUGACAAGGUCGAGUAACGCACGUUUUUUUUUUGUUUUGUUUUUGUUUUAAAGAACGCAUAAAAUUCCAAGUUUGCAUAGAACCGUGAAGAUGUCGACAGUACCAGCAGCAGCAAAAAACAGCAGGGAGAAAACAGAGUCUGAGAUGAGGAUGGACGGGUUCACCAGCACCCUGAAUGAGUAUAGCACCAAAGUGAUGGAAUUGAACCAAGACCUGGAGGAAGCCCAGGCUCGCAAGUCGAAGCUGCAAAAUGUGCUUGAAACGAUGUGUCAGUGCACGGCCAAGCUGCGUACCAGGGUAGAAGCCCAUCGAGUGCAAGAUCAAGUGAGGAAGGAGUGUGAGCGGAAAGAACUUCAGUGUAUAGAGCAGCUAAACAAGGAUUUGCAAGCAGCUAAGGAACAGUUGAAGUUGACAAGCAGGCUCGGUGAUGAGCUGCUUGCCCGCAGACGGGAGGAAGUGAGUCGGUUUGAGGCUGUGAUGCGUGAAGUAAGAUCAGAGUUUCAGAGUCUGAUGUUGCUGGAGAAGGGUGAGGAUAAUGGAAGUGAGGCAGUUGCCAAGGAACUCGUAAAACUAGUAGAGGAAGUGGCAAUGUUGGAAGAUCAACGCAGCCUCCUCAUUGCCGAUGACAUCAGCCACCUCAGCGUUGAUCUGGCUUCACUGCUCUCCGUCGUGAGCGAGGGCAGCGAAUUCCUGGAGACGCUCAAGAAGAGGAACAGAAAGUUAAAGGAUGAGGAGGCUUCCCUGAAGCAGAAGUUGGAGUGCAUGCAACAAAAAGAGAAAACUGGCUCUGCACAACAACAAGACACCCACACUACACAACAGUGAGUUUGCUGCUCCUAAACUGCCCCCACACACUUGCACUUCGGCACAAUAUGCUCAACAGAAUAGAUGAACAAGUAUCAGUUACAGUUUGAGGUAAUCACAUAACAGAUUGAAAUAUAAAUGUGAAACCCACUGUCUUGAGAUCAUAAUGUUUUCUUUGUUCAUGUAUAGUUUAAUCAUGUAUAUGGUAACUGAAACUUGUAUACCUGGGAACGAUUGUGUGGGUAAAUAUGCACUUGUGUGGUUAGAUAUGCACCUACCAGACUGCAUAUGCACCUGUUUGAAUGUAUUUUUUCUUCUUUUAUGUAUAUAUUUCUGAAUACGGAUUUAUACUGGUUAGCUAUUUUAUUUUAUUUUUAUUUAUUUAUUUAUUUAUUUAUUUAUUUUAUUUAUUUUUUUGAGGGGAAGUUGAACGGGGAUUUACUGUUUUUUUUUAAUAUGGAUUUACUAGUUAACUAUGAUUUUUUUUUUUUAUAUGAAUAUGGACAUAUUUAAUUGAAUAUGGAAUUACUUGAUUAAAUAGGGAUCUAUUUGGUUGAGCA